This is a messenger RNA of Coregonus sp. 'balchen', 3436 nucleotides long. Lineage: Eukaryota; Metazoa; Chordata; Actinopteri; Salmoniformes; Salmonidae. The record is from the annotation of a GenBank genome assembly.
AUGCUGCGGCAAAUGAUACACAGAGGGCUCAAAGCUUCUUUCUACUGGCUGGGCUUAUUUGUUAGUAGGCAUCCGGUUUUUUUCCUCACCGUUCCUGCAGUCUUAACCAUCAUUUUUGGAUCUACCGUGCUGAGCAGAUUCAAGCCCGAAACGGACAUCGAGAUACUGGUUGCCCCGACCCACAGCUUUGCUAAAGUAGAGCGGAGUCUUGCGAACAGCCUUUUCCCCAUCGACCAGUCAAAAAACAAGCUGUAUUCCGACCUGCACACUCCCGGCAGAUAUGGCAGACUGAUUCUGCUGGCCAAAUCUGGGGGAAAUAUACUGGAGCUAGCCGACCAGGUCCUGCAGGUUCACAAGCAGGUGCUGGAUUUGCGGGUUAAUUACAAGGGAUUCAAUUACACUUUCGCUCAUCUCUGUGUCCUGAGCCAUCGGGAUAAGCGAUGCCUCUUGGAUGAUAUAAUUACGAUAUUCGAAGAUAUCCGCUUAGCCAUUCUAUCGAAUCACACUUUUUCAAAGGUGCCCGUGACCUAUCCAAAUACAACAUUAAAGGUAAGACGGCGAGGAUUUUGUUUUAUAACACGAUAGUCUACAACGUUUCUGCCGGCCGCGGGCAUCAAUUACCGAUUUGAGUAUCGUAUGUGGCAGUUACCCUUAAAGAGAACAUGACCGACGUACUUUGCUACCCCAAACACCGAAUGACCUGGAUUAGCAGUGGGACAAUGUAUCUGCAAUGAGACCAUAACCUACUGUCUGAAGACUGCAUUCAUUUCUCAAUGAGCAGUGGUUGUAUUCGCUCAGCCUAUUAUGUAGGCUGCAGAUUUCUUCAUAUAUCAGGCAGGCAACGCAAGGAAAUACUCAGAAUGGAUUGAACAGCCGGUGUAGGCUAGUUAUUAGCUGCAGGUUGUGAAUUGGCUGCAUAGCCUUGCACUGCUCCAAUAUAGAGGGAAUGUUCCCCUUCCUAUUCUGAUGCAGUGUAGUUCUCCCUCUCCUGCACAUAUAGAAUAACAUAGCUGAUAGACUAGUAUGGAUCCUGCAUCCUCUCAUCACCUGUAAGAUGUUGCUAUGCCUCCUAAGUGUGUGCUGUGGUUGCAGCCCUCUGCAGAUGUAUAGCUAGGCUGCUAGGCUACCUCUGCUCAUGUCAUUUUAGACAGUAGGCUAUAAAUUAGGUUCAUGUUUUAAUCAGAUGUUACACAAUUACAACAGGUAGCCUAAUUUUACAACAGGUGACCAGAUCUGUUGAUAUUACCAUGACACAUUGAGCACAUGUGAUGAAUGAGUGUAGAAAGUAGAAUAUUCUGUAUGAUCUGCCUUGAGGAAGACUCACUAUAGUGGGUCGUUACUGAGUUGAAAACGGUUCUGUACUAAGUUAGGCCUAUGCUUCACAGAGCAUCUUAAAUUGCAAGGCAUAUAUCUAGCUAGUGUUGUAUAUCCUCCAAUAAGAACAUAUCUUGUGUCAGAUAGCUAAUCCUCCCGCACCAGGCCUAGCUGUGAGUAAUGCACUGGGGCCUGCUCUGUUCAUUCAUCCUGGGCUGUCCCUAAAUCACUUCUAGAUAGCACAUCCUACCACUGUUCAUUACUCUACAUCCAAGGCCACUGUGUUCACUCACUCCGAUUGCAGGCAGUUGCUUUAUACCCUUUGACUCUGGCCCUUGCGCCCCUUGACGCCAAGCCCUCCCGCCUCAUGCGGGAAAAGAAGUUCCCGCUUUAAGGUUAGAAUAAACGGACCUUCUUUUACACCCCUCUUGGCAGAUACUUCUACAGCGCCGUUCGUCGUGUUGUGUCGCCUGCAUCAUUGAUAUUCUCUGUCUGUUUGUGCAGAUUGUCUUGACACAUUUUUUGCUUUUCAUUCAGUGCUUUGAUGUCAGCUGGCAGCUUUCUUCAUGUGUUUACAGCACUGUACUACUAAUGUUAAAUCCCUGGAUGGUAUGUCAGAAUUUCAUGGCUUCUGCUUAAAUGAGGAGUCCUUGUGGUGAAUGUUCUACUAUGAAUGUUCAAGCCCAUUGUUACUGAAUAUAUCAAUUUACAUGAUAAUAGGGAAGGAAUGGUAAUAAUAUUAUGCAAUUCCAUAUUCUGCUAACAGUGCAAGUGAUAUGUAAUUACAUUAUCCCAUGGAAUCCUUCAUUUGCUGACAUUACAGUUGUACAAUCAACAUAAAACAUUGCAUUGAAGAGAUCCAGGAUUGGCUGUACAGUACAGCAGGCUACAGUACAGUGCAGUAGCUACAAACAUUGAUCAAAUCAGACCAGCUAGGGCCCUUGUCUGAAAUGAACAAACAAGGCUUCAUUACAUUUGCAUAAUUUCACUAUUGGCUGACAAGUUAACUGUUCAUCCACUUGUCUAGGAGAUCCAUCUUCUCUGGAGGGCAGUCAAGUGUUGUCAUAUAUCUCAUCUCCACAUAUCAGUCACCUUCUGGGGGAAUUAAUGUCACUGCAUCCCUAUACUAGUGGAGCUCCGAUCUGAUAGGAUACCUACAAUAUACCUGUCUGAAAACAACUAGGCAGACAGUGAUUGGUUUAAUGCAUUUUUUAUUCAACAGUGUUUUAGUGAUCAUACACUACAGUGCAUGUGGUCUGAUUCUUUAGUAGCCGUAGUAAUGGGAUAUUCUCAAGCAUGAAUCCAAGAUACACAGUUCAAUUUACUAUAGUAGAAAUAAUGGGAAUAGCUUGCCAUAGCACACAUUUACUAUUGCUUGGCAAAUAUGAUAUAGCAUUUAUCUUAACGUAAAAUGUAUCAAAUAUGGGAAUUCAUGCAUAUUGCAAUGGUUGAUUGGCGGGUCACAGUGUUCAAAUCAUUUACAAGAUAUAACCAUAAUCCACAAUAAACUACAAAUUACAACCGUUGCUAAUAUCAGGUAACAGUAACCAAUCAGCAUAUCUCCAGCUAUGCUCUGUAGGGACUUGAGAUCCCUCUCUCAAUGUGUCUGAUAGUAACCUGUCUGUUGUGCUCCCUCCCCCAGGACGGUCGUGUAUCCUUCAUCGGCCACCAGCUGGGUGGAGUGGCCUUCUCGCCCAACAGCCGAGAUCAGCAGGUGAAGUUUGCUCGGGCCGUCCAGAUCACCUACUACCUCCGCAACCAUGGCCCCGUGGUGCAGGACGUCAUCGCAGAGAAGUGGGAGAAUGCCUUCUGCACCCUCAUCACACACCUGUCCACGCUCAGCGAGGACCUGCACAUCCAGUCUCUCACCUCCUUCAGCCUGUGGAGGGACUUCCACCAGACGGGAGUGCUGGCUAAAGGGGAGGUGCUGGUCAGCCUAGUGCUCCUUCUGCUGGCGGCCACCAUCUCCAGCUCCAUGAGGGACUGCCUGAGGGGAAAGCCCUUCCUGGGUCUGCUGGGCGUGCUCACCAUAGCCAUCGCCAACGUGACCUCCGCUGGCAUCUUCUUCAUCUCCGACGGGAAGUUUAACUCCACGCUGCUGGGGAUCCCAUUCUUCUCCAUG